UAUCGCUAGUAGAGUAAAUUUAUUUUACUCUAAUAAUCUAUGGGUAAAUGGAGAGAGGACUGUCAGCCUCCGAGUGUCCUGUUUGUUAUAACUCCUUGGGAGUAAAGAGAGUACCUUAUUCUCUGUCUUGUGGGCAUACGCUGUGUGGUCUGUGUAUCAAGGAACUGGGUAGAGGGGUUGAGUCCUUCCCGUGUCCUCUAUGCAGGGAGCUCUCUCGAGUGGAGAGUGUAAAGAGGAAUGUCACUUUAUUGCAACUAAUAUCACAACUGUCUCAUGGUAUUGGCCCUGUCUCUCAGUCUCUCUCAACUCCUUUUGAUUCCAUUGAGUUGGGACGUCUUCUUGAUCGGGGAGCCAGUGGGGAGGUAUAUAGAGGUACCUGGCAGGGAAAUGAUGUAGCUAUAAAGGUGUUCUCAUCAGGCCAGUUAUCAUCUGAGGCUCAUGAUUCCUUCAAGCGAGAGGUGUGUAUCAUGAAUACUCUGAGACACCCAAAUGUUGUAUUGCUACUGGCAGCCUCCCCCUCUCCUCCUAAACUAGCGAUUGUCAUGGAGUAUGUGGGGGGCGGGUCACUCUACUCCCACCUCCAUAUUGACAAGACGAUAUUCUCAGUUGACGUCAUUGCUCAAUUAUUAGCCGACAUUACAAGAGGCCUACAGUACCUUCAUUCCAUCAAUAUACUACACCGAGACCUCAAGAGUAAGAACGUCCUCCUCACUAACCCUCCUCCAUUGUGUAAAGCUAAACUCUGUGACUUUGGACUAGCUAGAAUGAGACUGGAGAGUGCAACCAUGACAGGUAAUGUGGGUACUGUACAUUGGACGGCUCCUGAAGUACUCAAUUGUGGUCGGUAUCAUUUCUCAGCUGAUGUGUACAGUUUUGGGAUGGUGUUGUAUGAAAUGGUGACUCGCUCCAUUCCAUUCUCUCACCUCCCGCCUCCAGCUGUCAUUGUGGCGGUACUCAUCAGAAGAGAAAGACCUUCUCUUAGCAGCGACUGCCAUCAAACGUUCAGGACUCUCUUUGAAAAGUGCACCUCCUGGGACCCAGUGGACAGACCUUCUCUCUUGUCAAUAUUACGUGACCUGAUGCUCCUCCUUCCCUCCCUCUCUCUCCCUGGGACCUCGGGACCAGAAGAUGAGACAGUGUUUGAUCAUACGGACAGUUUAGGACACGUGAUGAUUGACUUUGAUGAAAAUGAUGAACAAGAUGAAGAAUUAAUGAAGUUCUUACAAGAGCAAAUGGAGUCGUCAGUUGAUGGUGAUUCUACAUUAGAAGUAUCCUCAAAUAAUGUUGAAAAUGUAUUUGAAGAUAUGCGAGGGGUCUUGUCACAGCACGAGUUAAAAGAGUAUCAUUCUUAUACUGAGGAAGAACUAGUGUCAUCCGUUUCAUCUGUUUCAUCUUACAGGGUACCUCACUUAGUCCCGGCUAAUAGUCUAAGAGGAAGUGCCGAGGAGGUGGCGAGAGUUCCCAGCCCACCUGAGGCCCAAGAAGGUUCUUUAAGAGAUGACAUUUAUGACACGGAGUCUAGUGAUCGCCAGUUGGCUGAGAGGAUACAGAGGGAGGAAAGAAAGUCUAUACUAGCUCAAGACUACAGGCUAGCGUCAGAGCUACAGUCAAGAGAAAGGUUCUCUUCGAAUUAUCAAAGACCUCCUCCUCCUCCUCCCACUCCUCCUUAUCUUCCUUUGAAGACACUCCCCACCAAAGACAGGAAGAGAUUCGUACUGUCAGAGGUGAGGAGGAAAGGACACAAAGCAGACUUGAAGCAUGUGCAACCAGUGGAGAAGAGAGCAUUCAAAGUUGGUAGAGUGAUUGAAAGUGAAAGUCCUAAUGUUGAUGAAGGGCCUAAGACUGUUUGGACUUUACAAAAAGAAAUUGCUUCAUUUUCAACAUCAUGGCUGAACAAAAUAAAGUUUAGGGAACCAAAACCAACAGUUCCUGUGGGAAGAGUGGUUACUAAUGUUCGUAAGAUGGUCAAUAGAAUUAAUUCUAAAGUUUUUGAUGAAAUUGAAUCAUUUUCUACUGAUGCACUGACUCAUGUUGUGCCUAAAGUUAAGACAAUCUUACCAACUAAAGAAGACAUACAAGCUGAGAAGUUAUCGUCUCCUGUGGCCCCACCCCCUCCAGCUCCGCCUCCUCCUGAUAAUAUUCCAAUGAAGUCUAAAGCUCCGAAACAGGUCAUUAAAACACGAGUGAUUGGUCCAGCUGCUAGUAAUAAAACUAAAAUGAAAUCUCCAACAAAGAAAUCGAUCGUACCACCAAUGCCAAGCCAAGAGACAACUUCCAUAAAAGGAAGUACGAAAUACAGUAAAGGUCCCCAUAUGAAGUUACCAGCUGUCAAACAGUACUACCACAGUGAAGGGUCUGCAGCUGCCAAGUCAAUAGUACAGGCAGUUACUAAGGGGAGGAAUGAUGAAGAUGAUGACAGUGAUGAGGACACUCUUUUCUUUGAUGCCUCCAAGAGUUGGAAUCAGUUUAGUAAAAGUAAAGUAGCCACAGGAAGAGGAGGAGAUCCAUUGUUUGAUACUGGAGACAGGAUAGAGGGAAAGACAGAGGGUGUUAGUAAAAUAGAAUUAGAGAGAACCAAAAAUAGAAAGAAAAGAGUAUUUUUUAAAAAGAAUAAGUGAUUUUAUUUUAAUAGCAGUAGAAUGUCAACUAUUAU
Molecule: messenger RNA, 2653 nt
Organism: Amphimedon queenslandica
Lineage: Eukaryota; Metazoa; Porifera; Demospongiae; Haplosclerida; Niphatidae
Exons: 10
Coding region: 48-2618 (856 amino acids)
Biological process (GO): actin filament organization; protein phosphorylation
Molecular function (GO): actin monomer binding; protein serine/threonine kinase activity; ATP binding
Source: RefSeq, a predicted model, not a curated record